AUGGAUUAUGAUUCACAUCUACCAUUCAUCGGGACAAUGCGACUUAUCACGUCGACUCUUCUUCUCUCUGUUCUGCUUGUUCUAUCAGCAGAGGCCAUCAGGCCAUUCUACCAUGGCACUUGGAAUUCCUGGAAACAAGUGUACAAGAGGUCUUACUCCUCACCGAGGGAAGAGAAGUUACGAAUGAGAAUAUUUUAUAAUAAUCUUCAAUUUAUCCUCUGGCACAAUAGACGCUAUUUCAGUGGAGAAGUAAGCUACUACGUUGGGUUAAAUAGCUUCGCCGAUCUCACCUUGAAAGAGUUUGCUGACACCUACCUCAGUGUGCAAGAAACUUCAAUUGAGAAGGACUUGGGGGAUGUCCAAUUACUGCACGAGUCACCAUUUGCACCUGUUCCGAAUUACAUCGAUUGGCGAAAGAAGGGUUUGGUGACGGAUAUUAAGGACCAGGGACAAUGUGGUUCAUGCUGGGCCUUUUCAGCAACUGGUUCUCUGGAGGGUCAAUACAAGAAGAAAAAAGGCAAUUUGGUCAGCUUUUCGGAGCAACAAUUGGUUGACUGCAGUAGGAGUCAAGGCAACGAGGGUUGCAAUGGAGGUCUAAUGGAUCAGGCUUUCCAAUAUUGGAUGAGAAACGGAGCAGAAAGUGAAAAGGACUACCCAUAUACUGCACAUGAUGGUUCCUGCAAAUUCAACAAGUCGGCAUCUAUCACUCUGGUUAAAAAGUUCGUGAGAGUGAAGAAGGGAGAUGAGAGUCAGUUGAGACUGAGUGUUGGUCAGAUUGGUCCUAUUUCAGUUGGUAUCGAUGCCAGUUCUAUGAGCUUCCAAUUCUACAAAAGUGGAAUUUACAAGGAUGACCAUUGUUCGCCAAAUUCAAUUGAUCAUGGAGUUCUGGUGGUUGGUUACGAUCAGGAUAAGACAGGAGGGAAGUACUGGAUAGUGAAGAACAGUUGGGGUACAGACUGGGGCAAUGAGGGCUACAUCUGGAUGGCAAGAGAUUAUCACAAUAUGUGUGGAAUCGCAUCCCUCGCCAGCUAUCCCGUUCUUUGA
Messenger RNA from Rodentolepis nana, 1044 nucleotides. The record is from the annotation of a GenBank genome assembly. Lineage: Eukaryota; Metazoa; Platyhelminthes; Cestoda; Cyclophyllidea; Hymenolepididae.